AUGUUCUCCGUUACUGGUCUGGAGUUCUCCUUCACUCAAGCGCCGCAGAGCAUGAAGUCUGUGUUACAGGCUUGUUGGUUACUUUCUGUAGCUAUUGGAAAUAUGCUGGUCGUUGUUAUAGCUGAACUUAAGUUCUUUGAAUCUCAGGCCGCUGAAUUUGCACUGUUUGCAGGACUUAUGAUAGUUGAUAUGUUCAUUUUUAUGUUACUCGCUAUGGGCUAUACAUAUGUUCAACAUCCGGAUGAUCCAGAACAUGGUCAUGUAGAGGAAACAUCCAAGAGUAACACUAAUGGUAAUGCAAACCGUGUAAGAAAUGCUGGACAUUCCAAUGCUGCUUUUGAUGAUAACGAAAAGUAGUACUUGAAAAUGAUAAGUUUGAGUUCAAUGAUUUCUUUCUGGCAUUAUUUCCGGAUUUGAAAAUCAUAAAUCAUAAUUUGGCGCUGUGAUGUACUUAAAUCUGCACAACUCGUUUAUUUUGUAUAUUUUGUUGUAUUUUAUUUUAUAUAUCAAAAAAUUCGAAUUUUUUAU
Teleopsis dalmanni is the source of this 528-nucleotide messenger RNA. Its product is annotated as peptide transporter family 1-like. The record is from RefSeq and is a predicted model, not a curated record. NCBI's taxonomy places the organism in Eukaryota, Metazoa, Arthropoda, Insecta, Diptera, Diopsidae. The transcript is spliced from 2 exons. Bases 1 to 357 code for a protein of 118 amino acids.